Messenger RNA from Salvia hispanica, 1053 nucleotides. The record is from RefSeq and is a predicted model, not a curated record. NCBI's taxonomy places the organism in Eukaryota, Viridiplantae, Streptophyta, Magnoliopsida, Lamiales, Lamiaceae.
AUGAACAAUGAUGCGUUGACGGAGAUUCUCUUGCAUCUACCUGUCCAAUCCCUCUCCAGAUUUAGAGAUGUUUGCAAAUUUUGGGGUGGCGUCAUCGAUUCUUCAUAUUUCCGAAAUCUGCACUGCCGCAACAAUAACAAAUCAGAUGACACGGGAUUAAGGUUAACAUUACCGUAUAGAGGUGAUGAUCGAGUUUCGGUAUAUGGGCCAGUUAAGGGUCUAAUCAGCAUCUACUGCGCAAAACAUAUUUCGCACAUAGGGGUCCAAUUACCAUGCUAUCCAUGCAUCUUUAGUGUGCCCAUCGCCGUAUGCAACCCUUUUCUAGGCCAACUUAAGCUUCUCCCAAUAAUCACUUCCAACAUCUCGUGUACCGUACCUUGGCGCUCAGUUGCAAUUGGUUACAGCGAAGAUGAUUUAAAAGUGGUGCAGUUGUCGUGGUGCCAUACACACCUUGAUAUCCAUGCCCAUUUGUAUUCAAGAAACACGGAUUCUUGGAGGGAGUUGCCUGUUGAUGAAGAUUUUGGAACAUUCAGGAUUGAUCCCAUAAAAUCGGUGUGCGAGAAUGGCCACUUUGCGUACUGGCAUGUGUAUUUUACUGAGUCAAAGAUAAUAUCUUUUGAUAUGAAGAAGGAAGUGUUAAGUACUAUUAAGUUGGAUAAUGGUCUUCCUGAUGGGGUUUCAAAACGGGCUUAUGUUAGGAGUCCUAUUUUUGCAGAAGAUGAGCACUCAUUUCGGCGCUUUCAUUUCGACGAUGAAUUGGUUCAUAUUUAUGAGACGAGAUGUGACGGAAGCAAAUUAUGUUGGAAUUUUGUGAUGAAAGUGGAAAUUCCUGUGAUAGAGAUAAUGCCUCGAUGGAGGACCGGCUUUGUUGUUAUCGGGAAUUGGACUGGCGAAUCAUUUGUGUAUGAUUAUCGCGAACGUAAAUUCAUCUGCAAGCUACCCAAGGGGUUAUGGAUUGAGGGCAGAGGUAGUUUUGAGUCACUUGAGAAAGUGAAUUGGGUGUACUAUGCGUGGACUUUGAGAUUUUGUACUCCCCCGUCCCGUUUAAGAUGA